Messenger RNA from Dibothriocephalus latus, 429 nucleotides. The record is from the annotation of a GenBank genome assembly. Lineage: Eukaryota; Metazoa; Platyhelminthes; Cestoda; Diphyllobothriidea; Diphyllobothriidae.
AUGUCUUAUAUGCUUUCACAUUUAACAAAUGCCUGGCAGGUCGAUCAGGCAAUUCUUUCCGAAGAAGACCGUGUAGUUAUUAUUCGUUUCGGACAUGAUUGGGAUCCCUCUUGUAUGGUUAUGGACGAAACUCUUUUUCAAAUAGCCGAGAAGGUCAAAAACUUUGCAGUUUGUUAUCUUGUAGACGUUUCGGAAGUUCCUGACUUCAACAAAAUGUAUGAACUUUACGAUCCAUGCACGGUGAUGUUCUUCUACCGAAACAAACAUAUAAUGAUUGAUCUUGGCACGGGUAAUAACAACAAAAUCAACUGGCCCGUCGAGGACAAGCAGGAGUUCAUUGACAUCGUGGAGACGGUAUACCGAGGCGCACGGAAGGGAAGAGGUCUGGUUGUGUCUCCAAAAGAUUAUUCAACGAAGUAUCGUUAUUGA